ACGCGGUGGCGUGAGCCGCGGAAACGUCACAGUCCCCGCCUUCAAUUAUAAGAAUCAAUUGUUCCUUUGGUUUCUCGUUAAGUCGGAGCGGAUGCUUGGAGGCGGGAGCGGGCUCACGGCGCGCGCGCGGCUGCUGACUAAAUCCUAAAGUUCAGGAGAAGUGGAGCGGAGCAGCUGGAGCCCAGCAGAGACCCGCGGAGUCAACCCCGGAGCCGGAGCCGGAGCCAGAGCCAGGCUUUCCCUUUGGAGAGGAGGUCCGGAGGGGAGCGGGAUGCGUCGCGCCUCCGCCAAGAUCGGCUGGGCGCUGUGUCUGUGCGCAUCUUUGUCCGUGUGCUUGCAGGACGACCCCGAGGACGCAGAGAGGACCCCGGACCUGAUCCCAGAGGACGGGGGGGCCGGGCCCGCAGCAGAGUUCCUCAAAUGCAACAAGGCGGCAUGGCGCAUGCCCGGUCAGUACCUGGUCAUUCUGCAGCGGGACACGCACGAGUCACAGGUCCAGAGGAGCAUCCGGCGGCUGCGAGCGAGAGCCGCGCGGAGAGGACAGCCGGUGGAGCUGCUGCAGACGUUCUCCGGCGCUCUGCGGGGCUUCCUGGUCAAAAUGAGCCGCGAGGCUCUGCAGCUGGCAGUGAAGCUCCCUCAUGUCCACUACAUCGAGGAGGACUCGUCCAUCUUUGCUCAGAGCGCCCCCUGGAACCUGCAGAGGUUACUGCGGCCGUACGGUGGCAUCCCAGAGAACGGAACGUACAAGCCUCCAAAUGACGGAGGGAUGGCAGAGGUGUAUCUGAUGGACGGCAGCGUUCAGAGCACUCACAGAGAGGUGGAAGGACGAGUGCUGAUCACAGACUUCAACCAUGUCCCUGAAGAGGACGGCGUCAGAGUGCACAGACAGGUCAGCCAGUGCGACAGUCACGGCACACACCUGGCGGGCGUCGUGAGCGGAUCAGAUUCAGGCGUUGCUCGAGGCGCCGCAGUCAACCUGGUGCGGGUGCUCAACUGUCAGGGGAAGGGGACAGUGUCAGGAGCUCUGGCAGGGAUGGAGUAUAUCCGCGUGAGCCUGCAGGCUCGGCCAGCGGACGCGCUGGUGGUUCUGCUGCCUUUCAUUGGCGGCUUCAGCCGGUCUUUGAACACAGCGUGCAGAGACCUGGUGUCUCACGGGGCCGUGGUCAUCGCGGCGGCGGGGAACCACAGGGAUGACGCCUGCCUCUACUCGCCUGCUUCCGAGCCCGAGGUGAUCACUGUGGGGGCAGUGAACUCAGCAGACCAGCUCAUGUCUCAGGGUGCAGGCGGCAGCAACUUCGGCCGCUGUGUGGAUGUCUUUGCGCCUGGAGAUGACAUCGUGAGCGCCAGCAGUGACUGCAGCACCUGCUUCACCUCCCGCAGCGGCACGUCGCAGGCCGCUGCGCACGCCGCAGGGAUAGCAGCCGUGAUCCUGUCGUCCAAUCAGAAUGUGUCCCCGGUGCAGGUCCUGCAGAUGAUGCUGCAUCACUCCAUCAGGAACACCAUCAACCUCCUGCCUCUGCCGGAGACGCAGCGCCUCAACACUCCCAACCUGGUGUCCGUCAUGCCCUCCAUCGGUGACCUGGCGGCAGACCAGGAGCUCCUGUGUCGCUCCGUCUGGUCAGAGCGGUCCGGACGAGACCGUGGCGACAUGGCGGUGAGCCGCUGCCGUCAGGGGGAAGAAAUGAUGAGCUGCAGCAGCGUGGCUCCCGAUGGAGCCAGGGCGGGAGAAGCCAUCACCGUGAACGCCGAUUACAUGGAGUGUGUCGCCCACAACGGCCCAUCAGGUCAUGGCGUGUACGCUGUGGCCCGCUGCUGUGUGGCGGCGGGGCUGAGGUGUCAGCCCUACGCUGGUUCUGAACCCGGAUGGGUGGCGCAGUGUGUGGACUCUCAGCAGCACCUCAGUGUUCAUUCUUUUCCAGGUUGCACAUCUCACUCCACAGCUGAGCUCCUGUCAGACUCACGGUCGCAUCCUGGACACAGGAGGCACUGCCUGGCCAGGGAGAUCGUCACAUCACAGGCGGUGUGCUGCCACGCCUCGUCUCUGGAGUGCCACCUGGUGGAGAAUGUUGCUUCAGACACAGACCAGGUGGAGCUGUCCUGUCUCCCUGGUUGGACUUUGACAGACUGCAAGGCCGUCUCUGAAGGGUCCAUCGUUGUGGAGCCGGUUGCUAAGGACAACAGCUGCCUGGUCCGUGGAGCAGCAGGAGAGAACAGGACUGCAGGCGUAGCCGUCUGCUGCAGAGUCACCCCGCAGAGAGAUCCUGAAACUAAAGCCAACUGAUCCCACCUCCAUCUUCAACACUCCUAACACAGCUGAGCUUCUGUCAUCCGGACAGGUUUACCUGCUGUCUCUCUCUGCUGGACUCCAAAUAUCUUACAUUUAAAUGCAGCAGGAGACGCGUGCUGCCUAAAAGUCUUUAGAGGUUUUGCUUUUUACUAAAAUCCUAUUUACCACAGAGUCAGAGAUACUCUGAACGUGUAAAUACUUGUGCAUUGUUUUAAUGUCGUGGUGCUGAGUGCCGGCAGCAGCAGGUUGAUGACGGCUCUGCCGGCUGCUGGUUGUGGGUAAUCAGCUUGAUUAGCUAGCCUGUUCCCGCCUCAUGGUAGGUUCUGUCUGGAGUGAAGCGUUAGCGGAGAACAGAGGAGGAGGGGUUUCUGCUCUCAGCCAUCGUCUGUACUGAAGUGUGUAAAGGUAGCUGAAAUAAAACCUCAAUGCAGUCAA
Molecule: messenger RNA, 2722 nt
Organism: Oryzias melastigma (Indian medaka)
Lineage: Eukaryota; Metazoa; Chordata; Actinopteri; Beloniformes; Adrianichthyidae
Gene: pcsk9
Product: proprotein convertase subtilisin/kexin type 9
Exons: 12
Coding region: 272-2281 (669 amino acids)
Biological process (GO): proteolysis
Molecular function (GO): serine-type endopeptidase activity
Source: RefSeq, a predicted model, not a curated record